AUGCCCAACAAGAAGCACCUGUUUGUUUUAGUGCACGGACUAUGGGGGACACACUCCCACAUGAACUCCAUCAAGACGGCGUUCUCGGAGGCGCUUGGAGACGAUGCGGUGUUUUACGUGCCACGGAGCAAUGGAUAUGUCAAGACGUUACACGGGAUCGAGCUCGUCGGGUAUCAGACAGUGGUAGAGCUGACAGAGUUUGUCCAGGCUCGGGACCCGCAGAAGUUCGACCGGAUCAGCUUCAUCGGGUACUCCAUGGGCGGACUUGUCUCACGAUUCGUGAUCGGGACGAUAUUCACAGAGUGCCGCGUGAUAUUCGGACACAUGAGACCUGUGUUGUUUAUGACGUUUGCUACCCCCCACCUGGGCGUGCAGUUCUACCAACCCCGUAACCCGCAAGCAAAGUCGACUGUGAUGGGGGCAGUGCUCCCGGUGGCGCGCUUUGUGGGGUCGCAUUUCCUCGGGCGCAGUGGCCGGCAACUGUUCCUGGCCUACGAGAAUGAUGACACAUUGGUGCGGAUGACAGAGGGGGUAUACCUGGAGCAGCUCGCGCGGUUCCGCCACCGCGUGUGCCUUGCGAACGUCAAGAACGACCGGACCGUCGCCUUCUACACCGCCUUCAUUACGGACUGCGAUCCGUUCCUCGAGACCAACAACCAGCUGCUAUACAAGUUCGAGACGGCACUGCCCACCCAGGACGACCUUGCUGUGUGUCCACGUGUGAUCGACCUGGCCGCCCUGGAUCCCGUGAAGAGUGCACCGACGCACGCGAGGAAAUGGCACAUGGGGGCCAUGUGGCUGCUGCUGUUGCUGCCGUUUUCGUUUACGCUGCUGCCACUGCUGGUCUUUGUCAAUGUGCUGGCGACCAUGUACAGCUACAUGGUGACGCUCACGGAACAGAGCCGGAUAUCGCGGGGCGACGGGCACAUGAUCAUCAAGCGGCGCCUGAAGGUUGCGGAAGGGCUGAACGAGACCGUGCGCGAGGCCGUGGGCGACAUUGUCAACGCAGACUUCGCUGUGGAGCCCGCGCAGCAGGCGGCGCCCCCCGCGCCCUCUGACCGCGCGAUGUCCUGGGCCAAGUUCCUCGCCAAGUACUCCGUGAACCGCCCCGCGAGCGACCGCUUCCCCCGCCUUCCGCUCGACCCCAAGCGGCAGCAAAUGCUGCGCAACCUCGACUCGCUCGCUUGGAUCCGUGUACCGGUCUACAUCCGCGCAUUAAAUGCCCACGACGGGAUCGUCGCGCGGCAGGGCCUCAAGCGCUCCUGUGAGUCCGCGGUCGCCAGCGUGCGCUUCGCGGCCCUGCUCGCCCGCCACCUGGUGUCCGAAGCUUAA
Molecule: messenger RNA, 1332 nt
Organism: Eremothecium gossypii ATCC 10895
Lineage: Eukaryota; Fungi; Ascomycota; Saccharomycetes; Saccharomycetales; Saccharomycetaceae
Gene: LPL1
Product: putative hydrolase
Exons: 1
Coding region: 1-1332 (443 amino acids)
Molecular function (GO): monoacylglycerol lipase activity
Source: RefSeq, marked provisional